Molecule: messenger RNA, 434 nt
Organism: Uloborus diversus
Lineage: Eukaryota; Metazoa; Arthropoda; Arachnida; Araneae; Uloboridae
Product: acyl-CoA-binding domain-containing protein 5-like
Exons: 4
Coding region: 69-434 (121 amino acids)
Biological process (GO): fatty acid metabolic process
Molecular function (GO): fatty-acyl-CoA binding
Source: RefSeq, a predicted model, not a curated record
CGAGUGGCGAUGAGUUUUUCGAACUGGUUACAAAUAUAAGCAUUAAGUGGUAAUAGCGGUUUCAAAAAAUGACAACCCGUGAUAAAUUCAUGGCUGCUGUUGAAAUCAUUAAUAGUUUGCCUCGCAAUGGUACUUUUCAACCAUCUGAGGACUUAAUAUUAAAGUUGUACGCAUUUCAGAAGCAAGCAAUUGAUGGCCCAUGUAAAACUUCAAAGCCAUCAAUUUGGGACAUGUCAGCCAGAAAUAAAUGGAAUGCUUGGAAUGCUUUAGGUGCUAUGUCUAAGGAAACUGCCAUGGACAAAUACAUUGAUGAGCUGAAAAAGGUGAUCGAAACCAUGUCAUACAAUGAGAAAGUUUCUAAAUUUAUGUCAUUAAUCGGACCAUUUUAUGAAGUUGUAACUGCUGAUGAAAUAGAUCAAGGAGAAAAAAGUUAG